This is a messenger RNA of Colossoma macropomum (tambaqui), 6888 nucleotides long. RefSeq names its product ATP-binding cassette, sub-family C (CFTR/MRP), member 9 (gene abcc9). Gene Ontology annotation, cellular component: membrane. Bases 188 to 4939 code for a protein of 1583 amino acids. Gene Ontology annotation, molecular function: ATP hydrolysis activity; sulfonylurea receptor activity; ABC-type transporter activity. The record is from RefSeq and is a predicted model, not a curated record. Lineage: Eukaryota; Metazoa; Chordata; Actinopteri; Characiformes; Serrasalmidae. The transcript has 41 exons. Gene Ontology annotation, biological process: potassium ion transport; transmembrane transport.
CAGCUGAUGCACAACGGCUAAAAAUAAUCAGUCCCUACUACUCUCUCUCUCUCUGUCUCUCUCUCUCUCAUUGUGUGUGUGUGUGUGUGUGUGAUUAGACUGCCGUCUCCAAAAAACACAGGCUUCGGGAAUGAAAACGUGGUGAUUCGGGACAUUUCUUCCAGAUCUUUUGGCGCAGUCAGGCAACAUGGCCUUGUCAUUUUGUGGGAACGAUCUCAACAACUCCUACAGCGUGGACAAGGGAGUCCUGAAUAACGGCUGCUUUGUGGACGCACUCAACCUGGUUCCGCAUGUCUUCCUGCUCUUCAUCACCUUCCCCAUUCUCUUCAUUGGUUGGGGCAGUCAGAGCUCGAAGGUGCAGAUUCAUCACAACACCUGGCUGCACUUCCCUGGUCAUAAUCUGCGCUGGAUCCUAACCUUCACUCUGCUAUUUGUGCAUGUGUGCGAGAUCGCAGAGGGAAUCGUCUCCAACGCGUGGAUGAAGUCAAAUCACUUGCACCUUUUUCUGCCUGCAUUUAUGGGCUUCAUAGCAGCUACUACAUCAGUAGUGUAUUACCACAAUAUUGAAACUGCAAACUUCCCUAAACUACUUCUAGCACUGUUCAUCUACUGGGUGCUGGCAUUCAUCACUAAAAUCAUCAAGCUGUGGAAAUUUGCUGAAGAAGGCUUAGGUGUGGAGCAUCUGCGUUUCUGUAUCACUGCUCUCCUGGUGGUGCUUUAUGGCCUGCUCAUGGCUGUUGAGGUCAAUGUCAUCAGAGUCAGGAAGUAUGUGUUCUUUGCCAGCCCUCAGCGAGUGAAACCCCCAGAGGAUCUGCAGGAUCUGGGGGUGCGAUUCCUCCAGCCUUUCGUUAACCUCCUCUCCAAGGCCACGUACUGGUGGAUGAACCCGCUCAUCAUCGGUGCUCAUAAGAGGCCCAUUGAACUAAAGAAGAUUGGUAAACUGCCCAUUGCCAUGAGGGCUCUGACCAACUACCUUAGACUCAAAGAUGCCUACGAGGAGCAGAGGCAGAAUGCAGAAGAUCUGGAAAAAUCACCGUCCAUUUGGAGGGCCAUGUACCGAGCCUUUGGUCGCCCCAUCCUUCUCAGCAGCACCUUCCGCUACAUGGCGGACCUGCUGGGCUUUGCCGGGCCACUCUGCAUCUCGGGAAUCGUGGAACACCUGGUGAACAAGACAGAAGUCGUCAGAAUGAACAAGACAGAGGAUCUGCCUUUCGGAGUGUACUUCAUGUCCUCCACGCAGUUGCUGCAGAACACAUACGUCCUGGCUGUGCUUCUCUUCCUCGCUCUGGUGCUCCAGCGCACCUUCCUGCAGGCAUCUUACUAUGUAACCAUAGAAACUGGCAUCAACCUACGAGGAGCGCUGCUGGCGAUGAUCUACAAUAAAAUCUUGCGUCUGUCCACCUCUAACAUGUCCAUGGGAGAGAUGACUUUGGGCCAGAUCAACAACCUGGUUGCUAUAGAGACCAACCAGCUGAUGUGGUUCCUUUUCUUGUGCCCAAAUUUGUGGGCAAUGCCUGUUCAGAUCAUCAUGGGUGUGAUCCUGCUGUAUUAUUUAUUGGGGUUCAGCGCUCUGAUAGGUGCAUUGGUCAUCGUGCUGCUGGCCCCGCUUCAGUACCUCAUCGCCACCAAACUGGCUGACACACAGAAAAGCACGCUGGACUACUCGACAGAUCGCCUGAAAAAGACCACAGAGAUCCUGAAAGGCAUAAAGCUGCUGAAGCUGUAUGCCUGGGAGAACAUCUUCUGUGACAGUGUGCUUGAAACCAGGGGCAAAGAGCUGACCAGCCUCAGGACCUUUGCCUUCUACACCUCCAUGUCCAUAUUUAUGAAUGCUGCCAUCCCCAUUGCUGCUGUGUUAGCGACGUUUGUUACUCACGCAUACAUUAGCCAGUCCAGGCUGAGCCCAGCCGAGGCAUUUGCCUCCCUGGCUCUCUUUCACAUCCUGGUCACUCCGCUCUUCCUGCUGUCCACUGUGGUCAGAUUCGCAGUCAAGGCUCUGGUCAGUGUUCAGAAGCUUGGAGAGUUCCUGCAGAGCGAAGAGAUUGGCGAUGACAGCUGGAGAAAUGGAGACAUGCCUGUGUCUCUGGAGUCCUACAAGAAACACCCAGGGGCUAGAAAUAGGAAGCAGCCACUACGCUAUCAGAUGGAUAACUAUGAGCAGCCCCUGCGCCGGCAGCUGCGCCCCACCGAGACUGAGGACGUAGCUGUGAAGGUGAACAAUGCUUACUUCACAUGGGGGAGCAACAUGUCGACAUUGUCGGACAUCAACAUCCGCAUCCCCACAGGUCAGCUGACCAUGAUCGUGGGUCAGGUUGGUUGUGGGAAGUCCUCGUUGUUGCUAGCCAUGCUGGGAGAGAUGCAGACACACAGUGGAAAAGUCUACUGGAGCAAACUUCCUGAUAGUGAGAUGUUCCCCGACUAUUUAAGCGAGUAUGACUCUGAUUUUUCCCACGAAGAACGGAGUAAAAACAGGUACUCUGUGGCCUAUGCAGCUCAGAAGUCAUGGCUGCUGAAUGCUACAGUAGAGGACAACAUCACAUUUGGGAGCCCUUUUAACAAGCAGAGAUACAAGGCUGUGAUUGACGCUUGCUCUCUGCAGCCAGACAUUGACCUUCUUCCUUUCGGAGACCAGACAGAAAUUGGAGAAAGAGGAAUAAAUCUUAGUGGUGGCCAGAGACAGAGGAUCUGUGUGGCCAGAGCUCUCUACCAGAACACCAACAUCGUUUUCCUGGAUGACCCCUUCUCUGCUCUGGACAUCCAUCUAAGUGACCACCUGAUGCAGGAGGGCAUUCUGAAGUUCCUACAGGAUGAUAAACGGACCGUGGUUCUGGUCACCCACAAACUGCAGUACCUUAUUCACGCUGACUGGAUUAUAGCUAUGAAGGAUGGCUCUGUGUUGAGAGAAGGAACACUUAAGGACAUCCAGACUCAUGAUGUGGAGCUGUAUGAACACUGGAAGACGUUGAUGAACAGACAAGACCAGGAGCUGGAGAAGGACACAGACAUUGAGAGUCAGACUACUCUUGAGAGGAAGACCCUCAGAAGAGCUUUCUAUUCCAGAGAAGCCAAGAACCAAAUAGAUGAUGAAGAUGAAGAGGAAGAAGAGGAGGAGGACGAGGAUGAUAACAUGUCCACCACCACCAGCCGGCGUUCUAAGAUCCCGUGGAAGGUGUGUUGGUGUUACUUGUCCUCUGGAGGAUUUUUAUUGGUCUUCUUGAUGGUCACCUCCAAGCUGGCCAAGCACUCUGUCAUGGUGGCCAUUGACUACUGGCUGGCAGACUGGACCUCCUCAGCUCCAAAUGAACCCAACAGCUCCUUCAGCCUGGAUGCUAACACCACCAACUACACGCAGAAUGAGACUAUGAGGAACGAUGAGCAUCGAUCCUACGUGCCGGUCUUCAUUAUCCUCUGUGGAGCAGGUAUAUUCCUGUGUCUCAUCACUUCUCUGAGCGUAGAGUUUCUGGGCCUUUCUGCGGCCACUAACCUGCACCAUAACUUACUCAACAAGAUCAUCCAUGCUCCUCUUAGAUUCUUUGACGUCACCCCACUCGGUCAAAUCCUCAACCGCUUCUCUGCAGACACCAACAUUAUUGAUCAGCACAUUCCUCCAACGCUGGAGUCUCUCACUCGCUCCACUCUCCUCUGUCUCUCAGCCAUUGGCAUCAUCACUUUUGUCACACCAGUCUUCGUCGCUGCACUGGUGCCCCUCGCUGUGGCCUUCUAUUUCAUCCAGAAGUAUUUCCGCGUCGCCUCCAAAGAUUUGCAAGACCUUGACGACUCCACUCAGCUCCCUUUGCUCUGCCAUUUCUCAGAGACCGCAGAAGGCCUCACUACCAUUCGAGCUUUCAGGCACGAGGCUCGCUUCAAGCAGCGAAUGCUGGAACUGACUGAUACCAACAACACAGCGUACCUCUUCCUCUCCGCUGCCAACCGGUGGCUGGAGGUCAGAACAGAUUACCUGGGUGCUGUGAUUGUACUUACGGCUGCUGUGGCUGCCAUCUGCUCUUACCAUGGGCUCUCGUCCGGUCUGGUUGGCCUGGGCCUAACAUACGCCCUCACUGUGACUAAUUAUUUGAACUGGGUGGUGAGGAACCUGGCAGAUUUGGAAGUUCAGAUGGCUGCAGUUAAGAAGGUCAACAGCUUCCUGACCACAGAGUCGGAGAACUAUGAGGGUUCCAUAGAUGUGUCCCAGGUUCCAGAGGACUGGCCUCAGCAUGGUGAGAUUAAAAUCCAGGACCUGUGUGUGAGAUACGACCCCAUGCUAAAACCUGUUCUGAAACACGUUAACGCCUUCAUCAACCCUGGACAGAAGGUGGGCAUUUGUGGUAGAACAGGCAGUGGAAAGUCCUCGCUGUCUCUGGCUUUCUUCAACAUGGUGGAUGUGUUUGAAGGAAAGAUCAUCAUUGACGGCAUUGAUAUUUGCAAAUUGCCCCUGCAAACCCUGAGGUCCCGUCUGUCCAUCAUUCUUCAAGAUCCAGUCCUGUUCAGUGGCUCCAUCCGGUUUAACCUCGACCCGGAGCGCACCUGCUCUGACGACAGGCUUUGGGAGGCUCUGGAAAUUGCACAGCUGAAGAAUAUGGUCAAAGCACUUCCAGGAGGACUGGAUGCUGUAAUUACAGAGGGAGGGGAGAACUUCAGCGUGGGUCAGCGUCAGCUCUUCUGCCUCGCCCGAGCCUUUGUCCGCAAGAGCAGCAUCCUCAUCAUGGACGAAGCCACGGCUUCCAUCGACAUGGCCACGGAGAACAUUUUGCAGAAGGUGGUGAUGACAGCGUUUGCUGACCGCACUGUUGUUACCAUCGCACAUCUGGUCUCCUCCAUCCUGGAGGCGGAGCAGGUGCUGGUGUUUUCCUCUGGGAUUCUGGUCGAGUGUGACAGCGCUGCUAACCUGUUAGCGCAGGAGGACAGCCUCUUCAGCGUUCUCGUGCGCACGCACAAGUAACCUCGCCACAGCCCCACCCUGGGCGUCCCGCACCGAGUUCACACUAUCCUGACAGCCGACCUUGUGAUCGUGAUGAAGAGAGGGAACAUCUUAGAGUACGGUAAACCAGAGACGCUGAUGGAGCAAGAGGACGGCAUGUUCGCCUCCUUCGUCAAAGCAGACAUGUAGAGGCACCGACCCCAUCGCGCCAUCACCCCGUCCAUCCCACACAGUUCUUCUCCUUCGCCUUAAAGAAGCACGGCAUGCCGAGUUCCCCAAGCGCCAGAAAAGACUGAUCUGUAAACUGACACACCGUCCAGUCUACUCACGCCUUUAUCCUUUUAUCACUUUACAUGAGAUGUAACAGCAGUAUUUGAUUUUCAUUUUUUUCAUGCUUAUUCUUUGUUACAUUAAAUUAAUAUGUGUACAUUAUUACUUGUGAGAAAUCAGCAGCUACACAACGUCAUUAGAAAACCUCACAUCUUCAGAUUGGUAACCUCAUCGAAGAAAAUGGAGUUGCAAUGGUUUUCUUAUGAUUGAUAAUAUACUGUACUAACUGGUACCAACACUGUACAGGGUUGCUGGUGCAUGAUACAAGCCGGCAAACUGUCUGUCUGUCUGUCUGAUGUGCAUUGCUGACUAGUCCUCGGGAUGAUGGAGGAAGGCUGCCCGCACCUCAGGAGCACAAAUAACUAUGCAAAGAGAUUUUUUUCUAACGGACAGCAUAUCUUAAUCCAUGUUCCUGUGAACACCGAGGCCUUCAUCACAGCCUCUUUUAGUGACGAAGAAUGACAGCUUGUGCUCUCUGGGGAUGUGGCAGACCCUCCACCAAAAUUUUUUAUCUACACUAAAGACUUUCUAUUUUGCACUGUACUGCUUCACUGCUAAAGCCAAAUCCUAAUUUUAGCUUCCAGCUUUAGGUUUGCUCUUUCGUUUGUGCUGCUCAUAGUUUUUCUGGUGGCACAUGGCACGAUAAGUGUAUGUGGUGUGAUUUAGGUUACAUUUGUCUUUGCGUUUAUUAUUAAUUUUAAAGUCUGUAAAAACAGACACACUGAAUUUACUUGGUUCAAAUGUGUACAUUUCCUUCAUUUCCACAUGAAUAAAAUACAUCAGUACAGUUAUUGCCAAAAGUAAGCAAACUGAAAGACACAAUUGUGUUGAACUGUUUUAUUUGUGUGGAAAUUAUGUAUUCAUUUCCAACAAAUUUAGUAUGUCACUUUUUCACUACAGGCGGACUGAGCCUAGUUUUGUUCAGUUUAGAUUGGAAGUUUAUAGCAGUUAUUAUAAUAUGCACCGUUUAACUCUUUGCUUCAUGUUUUAAUAUUAAAUAAUAUUGCUGAGAAAACUGAUCUAGGAUCUCUUCACACCCGAGUGAUCUACUUAACACACUUCUGCCACUGUUUCUCUCCUGUCUCCUAAUGGAGACCACUCUACUGUGUUAAGCAGACAGAAUGUUUAACACUCUCCACUCUGGAGCCAGUAGAGCCAGCAGUUCUUAUAUAAACUGUGAGCAGCGUGUAGUCCUCACAAAGCAAAAGGACAUGACCCUCUUUUGGCCGUAAUCCUUCUCCAUACAAUUUUACUGUAUGGGAAAGUGCUGCUGCUGGUCAAGGCAAUGAACCCUCACUGCGUACAAACUGUAGUGAACACACUUCACUCUGGAGGGUGAUUUUUGUGGACACACUGCUAUUUGCCAAACAUCACUGCGUACCACACAUACACUACUUCCCUAAGGCUUUGGCCUUUGUCAUGUCAGAAAAUGUGUAUUUUCAUUAGAUGUUUUUUUUUUUCAUAUGAUGCACAGCGAUGUGCUGAAUUAAACUUGCAAUACAUAUUUCAUACUUUUUGUGUUGGAUGAUGGAUUGUCUUAAAUGUACAUAUGUAAUUAUUGUUAGUAGCAUAAACAUUUAACAUGUCAUUAUACUGUGUGCCUAAUUUUUUACACUUGAAUAAAUUUGGGUGAAAUUUGG